Rhopilema esculentum is the source of this 2424-nucleotide messenger RNA. RefSeq lists its product as uncharacterized. The record is from RefSeq and is a predicted model, not a curated record. Gene Ontology annotation, cellular component: endomembrane system. Gene Ontology annotation, molecular function: 1-acylglycerol-3-phosphate O-acyltransferase activity. Lineage: Eukaryota; Metazoa; Cnidaria; Scyphozoa; Rhizostomeae; Rhizostomatidae.
UUGUUAUUCUAACAACCACAACAACACCAAUAUGUUCUGCUCCGCACAUGACAACAUGAAUGAGGUGUUGGCACUGUUCGUGUGAUCUAAAUUGCAACAAUUUCUUAUUAAUACCGGAAUCAAAAUAGGCAUGAUGUCACUGUUCCAGUCUUUCAAAAGAUCACCUGUUGUUCAUUUCUGGAUGCUCAUUGUGUUUCUCAUAUCUGGGCUUAUCAUCAACUGUGUGCAAAUUAUUAUUCUGUUUAUAUGGCCUUUUAACAAGAGUUUAUAUAGAAGACUGGUAUCAAAGAUAUCAUAUUUAUACCUAGCAGAGCUGACUUUUGCUGGUGAAUGGUGGGCAGAUAUUGACAUUACAUUUUAUGGAAAAAAAGAGGAUUAUGAACAAAUUGGAAAUGAAUCUGCCAUGCUUAUGCCAAAUCAUAGAAGUGAUAUUGAUUGGUUGGUUGGUUACAUAAUUGCUGAAAGGAAAGGCAUACUAGGGACUGCAAAAUGUUUUAUGAAGAAUGACUUGAAAUACAUUCCUACAAUCGGAUGGACAUGGUGGUUUCUGGAAUUUUCUUUUCUGAGGAGGAACUGGCAAAAGGAUGAAAACACCAUAAAAAACUCUCUUAAAGCUCUUAAUGAGUAUCCAAUUCCAUAUCUGAUAGGAAUUUUCGCAGAAGGCACUCGUAUGACCCCAGCAAAACUAAAGGCAAGCCAAGAAUUCGCGGUAUCGAAGGGAAUUCAACCUUUGAAGCACCACUUGCUGCCUAGGCCCAAAGGAUUCGCAUUCACUGUCCACGCAUUAAAGAACUCAGUUCCAGCGAUCUAUGAUAUUGAAGUUGCAUUUGCCAAUCCUGAAAAGGCUAACUUAAAAACUCUGAUAAAUGGCGGAAAGAUCAAGACUCAUCUGUACUUAAGGCGAAUUGAAAUGAAAGAUGUUCCAACUGAAUCGAUAGAAGCAACAUCUCAAUGGUGCAAGGAUCUGUACAAAGAAAAGGACGCAAUUUUUGACGACUAUACCAAGAAUGGGGCAUUUUCUGCUGACGUUGUCAAUUUUCCCAAGCGUUAUUCCAACCUGAUUAUUGUGCUGGCGUGGCAGAUCUUUUUGUUCAUCCCGAUGAUGUUUUUUGUCAAGUACAUCAUAUCAUCGUUUUCAUAUGCAAUGUUCGGUGGAAUUGCACUGUCUUUGUUGUUAGGGUUUAUCGUUGUAAAGCUGUUGUUUUAUUAUGCUGACACAAAACGCAGCAGCUCGUUUGGCCUAUCUGCUUCAAAAGGCAGACAGCAGAAUAUGAAUAAGAAGCAAGAGGACUCGACUCAGUUGAAUGAAGACAGCCAGGAGCAAAAUGGAGUCAAUGCCGAGCUUAAGAAAAAUGAAUGACACAGAAUGUGAGCCACAGAAUCUAUUACAUAUGUUAUAAAUGAAGCCAUACGAGCUAUUAGAUUCAAUUUUUCAUGGACUUUUGAAGCGUGUGUAAAGGAGCUGGUAAAACACUUCGAUGGCACGUAUGCUUUCCAAUGUUGUUAAUAUAUAUUUGCGGUAAGAUAGAGUAAAGAUUGUACGUUACAGGCCUGGCAUAAAUCAAAAUAGCGAUUGAAUUUAAGUAGAUGCAGAUUUGCGUGGUCUUUGAUUUUCUCAAUUUGAAGGCAUCCAACUGAGCAUGUGCUGCUGUGAAUUAUGACGUCAUUUUAUCAAGUUUCUUUAUUAUACUUUCGACUUGAUUCUCAGAAUUUAAUUGUUGCUUGCGUUUUUUCAAUCUUGUAUUGGUUUUUAUAAUUUUUUGUAUUUGCUAAUUUCCAAACUUGUACGCAGUAUGCUCCAUUGGCGUACGUAGUAUAAUCUUUUCCGUCGGGCCUCAGGAACUUUCAGUUUUCCAACAGAUAUCAUUUUAGCUGAACAAAUGAGCAAUUAUUUUUUUAUUGCUAUCAUAUUUAGCAUAAAGACUAGUUUCAUCAACAUUCUACAUGCACUUAAACUGGGUUUCUAUUCUCCAUGCACAUGGGUUUUGUCCCCCUGAAAAUAAAAUAAUGUUUAUUUUGAAAUUUAGGUAGCGUGUUAUUGUAACCAAAACCUAUCUUGCUGCGGAAUUUUGGGUAAAAUGACCUCCUAGAUUCUAGCAUCUGCAAAGCGAGGCAGUAGCGAAACAGAGGUUAAGAGAGUAUGGGAAAAGGAUGUUGUCAUAUACCCAGACCUUCCAAUUUAGAUGUUGCACACAACGCCUUCUGUUCGCUGCCAACGGAUACCCAGACAUCCCAAUUUAGAUCUUUUUCACUACUUAGCCGAAGAUUGCUACAAACUUGUAGACUGUUUAUAAGAAAUAUGGUUUAUAUUUUUAUCUAUGCUUUUUUGGAAUUCUUAAGCAAACUUAGAGAUAGAAAUUGUAAAAGUGGAAACAUUUGAUGAUUUUCAAGAUGAAUCUGAUUUUAUCUGAAUGGACAUAUAAA